AGUAUAUCAGAAAGAACCUCCAAGCAAUGAGCAACUUCAUCAUUGGAAUCGCAGUAAUUUGCUGUCUGUGGCGUCGCGUGCAAGGAUUUCAAAUGCUCCUGGAAGAGGAUUGCGGGAUUCCGCAUAACAUUUCUGAACGAAGUGUAAAUGCAAAGUUGGCGCAGAAUCCAUGGAUGGCCUAUUUGGAAACUCCAAAAGGAUUCCAUUGCUCUGGCACUCUAAUUAAUCACUUGUUCGUCUUAACGGCAGCUCACUGUGUUCCGGACGACUUGCUAAUAACCGUUCGCCUGGGAGAGUACAACACGAAGACUAAGGUGGACUGUGACAACCACCUGUGCCAGGAACCCUUCCAGGAGUACAAUGUGGAUAUGGGCUUCAGGCAUAGGUAUUAUAAUGCGAAUGACCAAACCAACGACAUCGGCAUGCUGCGACUCGGAAGGAGGGUGGAGUACUUAAAUCACAUACGUCCGAUUUGCAUUUUCGCAAGCAACCGUUUCCAGGAGCCGAUAGACCAGCUCACCUGGUUUACGACCACCGUUUGGCGUGAAACUGCCGCUAACGCAACGAGCAAAGUUCUUCGGACCAUGAACAUCGACCGCCAACCCAAAGAGACGUGCUCCGAAAUCUAUGGCUGGAAUAUGACGUUCGAACAGAUCUGCGCCGGCAACACCUUGAGUCAACUCUGCAGCACCGACUCCGGGGCUCCGCAGAUCCGCAAAAUGUGGCACAAUGGCUCAGACCGCUAUGUGCAACUGGGCAUCGCCAGCAGGGUGAAGGGCCAGUGCCAGAACUCUGGCAUUCUCAUGGAUCUAUUGAGCUACGCUGACUGGAUAAAACGGGUGGUACGGCAAUACGGACCCUCGACGGAUAUGAACCGUUCAUUAAAGAAAUGGGUCGAUAAAAUUCCAGUAUUUUACUACCCGAAAUAAUAUAAUAUCAAUAGUAAGCUUUCAUUGCUAGUCCUUGUUUAAUAUAAUAAAUUAAAAAGUUUAAUGUUGAACAAUAAAGACUAUGUCGCAUUUAAC
This is a messenger RNA of Drosophila melanogaster (fruit fly), 1025 nucleotides long. RefSeq lists its product as uncharacterized. The record is from RefSeq and is marked reviewed. Gene Ontology annotation, biological process: proteolysis. The coding region runs from base 27 to 929 and encodes 300 amino acids. The transcript has 4 exons. Gene Ontology annotation, molecular function: hydrolase activity; peptidase activity; serine-type endopeptidase activity. Lineage: Eukaryota; Metazoa; Arthropoda; Insecta; Diptera; Drosophilidae.